Messenger RNA from Henningerozyma blattae CBS 6284, 1353 nucleotides. RefSeq names its product glycoside hydrolase family 76 protein. The transcript has a single exon. Gene Ontology annotation, molecular function: mannan endo-1,6-alpha-mannosidase activity. The record is from RefSeq and is a predicted model, not a curated record. NCBI's taxonomy places the organism in Eukaryota, Fungi, Ascomycota, Saccharomycetes, Saccharomycetales, Saccharomycetaceae. The coding region runs from base 1 to 1353 and encodes 450 amino acids. Gene Ontology annotation, biological process: fungal-type cell wall biogenesis; budding cell bud growth; carbohydrate catabolic process.
AUGGUAAAAAUACAUUCGUUAUUAUUUCAGAUUUCUCUCUUACCUCUAUUUACAAAUGCCCUUAAAAUAGAUCUAGAUGAUUUUUCUUCCUUACAAAACGCAACUUCCUUGAUUGCAUAUGGUAUGAUGGACUAUUAUAAUGGACAUGAUUAUGGCCAGGUUAUUGGUAUGUUUGCUAAACCAUACUAUUGGUGGGAAGCUGGUGGUGCUUGGGGCUGUCUGCUCGAUUAUUGGUAUUAUAUGCAAAACGAUACUUACAAUGAUUUAAUUACUGAGGCUCUACUAUAUCAAACUGGUGACCGUAAUGACUAUGUUCCACUAAAUCAGUCAACAACUGAAGGUAAUGAUGAUCAGGCCUUUUGGGGUAUUGCUGCCAUUACAGCAGCUGAAAGAAAUUUCACAAAUCCACCACCAGAUAAACCACAGUGGCUAUAUUUAGCACAAGCUGUCUUUAACACCAUGGCAUUACGCUGGGAUGAUUCCACUUGCAAUGGUGGUUUAAGAUGGCAAAUUUUUGUCUGGAACUCUGGUUAUUCAUACAAGAACUCUGUUUCUAAUGGUGCACUUUUCCAUAUUGCUGCAAGAUUAGCAAGGUAUACGGGUAAUCAAAGUUACGUCGAAUGGGCAGAUAAGAUUUAUGAUUGGAUGUUUGGUACUGGUAUAAUAUCAGAUGAGUAUGAAACAUAUAAAUUUGUUUAUGAUGGCGCUAAUAUUGAAACUAACUGUACCGAUAUAACGCGUUAUCAAUGGACAUAUAAUCAGGGUCUUGUAUUAGCUGGUUGUGCUUAUCUAUAUAAUCAUACUCAAGAUGAGAAAUGGUUAAUAAGAACAGAACAAUUUUUAAAUGGAUCCGUUGUUUUCUUCAGGGAUAAUGUAAUUUAUGAAGCUGCAUGUCAACCAAAUAAAAACUGUAAUAACGAUCAACGUUCAUUUAAGGCUUACUUUGCACGUUUCUUAGGUGUUACAGCUCAAUUAAUACCUAGCACAAGGGACACUAUCAUGAGAUGGAUCAACACCUCAGCAUAUGCUGCUGCUCAAGCUUGUUCAGGUGGUACUGACGGUCACACUUGUGGUAUGGACUGGGUUUGGAAGGGCUGGGAUGGUUAUUAUGGUUUAGGUGAGCAAAUGGCCGCUCUAGAAUUUAUGGUUAAUACUAGAGCUCUUGAUAUGCCUCCACCUUACACAAGCUUUAAUGGUGGAUCCUCUACAGGUAGUGGUGCCGCAGGUACUGAAAGGGAUCCAACCAAUUUAUCUCCUCUACAUAUAACUGCUGGCUCAAAAGCUGGGGCAAGUAUCAUUACUUGUAUUGUCAGUAUCUCUAUUCUCACAGGUGCAAUGUGGCUUGUUGCUUAA